Messenger RNA from Plodia interpunctella (Indianmeal moth), 7705 nucleotides. RefSeq lists its product as uncharacterized. The transcript is spliced from 20 exons. NCBI's taxonomy places the organism in Eukaryota, Metazoa, Arthropoda, Insecta, Lepidoptera, Pyralidae. The record is from RefSeq and is a predicted model, not a curated record. Bases 318 to 6860 code for a protein of 2180 amino acids.
ACACGAGACUAACCGAGGGAAGUAUCCUGGCCACCGGACCAUGUCAGGCACACCCAAAGGAAAAUUUAACUUUGCGCCACAAGAUUUGCAAAACCAAGCCAAGACGGACGUGUGCGAAUUCCUUUGCCCAAUUAAAAAAGUAGUUUAUUGUCUCCGCCCGUGGGAAUCAUGGCGGGCGUUUGAGAUUCGAAUUGCGAACUUUUUGAACCGUUAUCUAUAUUCGAUUUUCUAAUUGCCCGGAAUGAAAUAUUAAAUUGUUCUUAAUUGUGGUUUUGUUUCAUGCCAAUAUUUGAAUAUGGCGUUUUGGUUUGUGUAAAAUGGUGAAACGGCCAGUUACAAUGCUUGGUGUGUUAGUUUUGUGCCCGGUUUUGCUUGCGGCUGUGCAGACCCUCACUAUCGAUUCUCAAUUGGGCACUUCUAUAGAAGACUGCUUCGAAAGGAUAUCGAUCGGCGAGCAACUGCCGAGUGACGCCAUCUACCGCAACGUGUCGGAACUAACCACAAGAGAGUGCGAGCAAAUUUGCAAGCAGGACAAACUGUGUCAAACUUAUGAUUAUGGCGUUGGAGCGAAAGGCAACGCAACCUGCAACCUGAGUAACCUCGGAGAGAAAGAGAUAAAAGAUAGAGGUCUCCUCAAACGGCAUCCAGAUUAUGACGUCUAUGUCCGAAGAUUAUUGUGUGAGCAAUCACCUCCUACCCCUAUCCAAGUUCAGUUUGAUGAACCAGAAGAUGGACCCCAUCAUAGACCAGUCUUCAGACCAGAUGACGAUGAACCGAAACAUCCACUAUCAGACGAUUACAUUUCCAGUGAUAUAAGACCUUACUCCAGUCACAGACCACCUUACAACCACAUUGACGACAGGCCAGAUGACUACACAAAUUCCAAACCUCUUUACGAUCGACCCCCCAGUUACGGAGAUCACAGACCACAAGAUAUCCCUUAUAAACCUAUAAAGAAACCUGACGAUGUGUUGCAGUUUCAAGAACAAUAUAAGCCUAAUAAAUACGAAAACUGGAGACCUGAUCCUCAUUACCCAUCGAGGCCCGAAGAUGAUAUUCCAGAUUUAUACGGUCAAAGACCAAGACCAGAAUUUGUAGGCCCUUAUAGACCUGAAAAGCCAGAUUACCACUACAUUGUUAGACCUAACAGGAAGCCUAGACCUCCCGAAGAUUAUCCCAUAAGACCCCAAGUAUACCCGACUAGACCCGACCCGUAUAUACAAAAUGAUAUUAGUCAUCCAUCAGGUCCAAUAGGUCCUCCAGAUAUAUAUAGACCAAGCAGACCUAGUUACCAUCCAAUAAGACCUAAUGACCACCCUAGCUAUUCCUAUAACACUCAAUAUGCCAGUAACUAUGGCCAAAACCAUGAUAAUUCAAUAUAUGUCGAAAUAAAUGACCCACCUAGACCUUAUAAGCCUUAUAGACCAUUGAGGCCAGAAUAUGGUCCUGUACAUUCAGGUUACGGUCCAAAUUAUGGUUACGGGAAUCAAGGAAGUUAUUACGGAAACAGCCAUAGUCAAAACUCCUAUUCACACUCACACAGUCAGUCACAAUAUUAUGGAACUGGUAGCAUAACGGAUAUAACCCAUUAUGACCCUUAUCGACCACACGAUCCUGUUUAUAGACCUCAAAAACCAGUGCACGAUUCACCAAAACCUGGAUAUGGUAUUCAAAGACCAGAUGAUGAAAUCCAGAAACCUGGAUACGGAAGUUAUGAUCAAGGUAAUAGACCAAAUUCUGGAUCGCAAAAGCCGAAUGAUGAGAAACCAUCUUACGGAAUCAGUCAGGAUCCUUACGGUGGUCAAGUAUCACAUGAUGGUCAAGGAUCUUAUGGGGUUAGCCAAGCUUCGUACGUCAGUAGUCAAGCGUCGUAUGGAUCUAGUCAAAGUUCUUACGGUAGUAGUCAAGGUUCUCACGGAUCUAGUCAAGGAUCAUACAGUUCUAAUCAAGGUUCUUUGAGUGACUCUCAAAAUAAUAGACCUUACGGUUCCAAUCAGGAUACCAGUCCUGGUUACGGCUCUCAUACUACACAGAAACCUAGUGGAGGGUAUUAUAAACCAACUUAUAACGAUAAACCAUCAUAUAAUGACAAACCUGAUGGUAGUCAAAGUCAUCUUAAUAGUGAUUACAAUAAUGAUGAUAGUACUAAUGGCUAUGGAUCUUAUGGGUUAAAACCUACUUAUACCAAACCGAGUGCUUCCUAUGGUGGAAAUAGACCACCUUUUGGCAGCAGUGACGGCUCAUAUGGUUAUAAGCCGAUUAAUGAUAAUCCUUACGGCGGGAAUAGGCCAUUACAUGAUGGUAACGGUGGCUAUGGAAAUAAACCAAGUUACGAUGUUAGUGGAUCUUACGGCCAAAAACCGUUUGAUAUCAAUAAUGCAUAUAAUAAACCUCAAAAUGAUCACGGCGGAUAUGGUAUAUCUAACAGUCCUUACGGAUCUAAACCUAACUAUGAGCCUUAUGGAAAUAAGCCGUAUCAAGAAACAUUCAGUCAAUCAUAUGGAAGUAACGGACAAUAUAGUCACGGCAACGAUUAUUCCAACAGACCAGAUGGACCUUAUUAUGAUGAGAAACCAAACGAUGCACCCUCGUAUAAUAAUAUUAAUGAAGAUACAAAAAAUAAUCGCAAACCUGGUGUUAGACCAAAUGAAACUGGCUAUGAUAGGCCAAAUAUCAAGCCUGUGUAUGAGUACGAAUUGGACAAACCAAUGAAUGUGCCAAGUUAUAUAGCGAGGCCUGGUGGUGACGUCAUCACUUCCAGACCAGUUAUCGUUGGGGAUUACGGACAUCGAGGAUACGGCAGACCGAUUUCUUAUAAAGCCUGCUUCCGUCGCGUGCUGGCUGGCCGACGAGCUCUUCGCAGUUUUGUUCGCAAAGUUGUCAACUGUGAGCGACUGGAAGAUUGUAGGAGGGAAUGUGCUGAGGAGCGGAGGUUCCCUUGCGAGAGCUUCAACUAUAGACUGGACCCGACCUUCCGCGGCAAGGGAUUGUGCGAGCUGAUGACGAAACCCAUCGAAGCCUUCGACCUGCAACGAGACUUCGUCGACGACAAAGAUUAUGACUUUUACGAAAUAGACAGGAACAGUUUAGAACCCUACUGCCCAGAGUCUCUCAGAGGCCCGAGCUUAUUACAUUCUGGAUUUUUAUCGUCUAAGCCCAAUAAGGCUUGGGAUAGACAGGAUUGGUUCGGAAGUAGGUAUAACGAGUAUGAUAGGUUUUACGAUAGAAGAGGGAGCAAUAGAAGGGGAUAUGAGAAUUUCAUUCCGUAUCAGAUUGGCACAGGCAUAGCACGCAGUAAUGACGAUCAAGAAAACUGGGGGAAAUAUGGCGGAUAUUAUGGCGGCUACGACGAAUAUUACAAAGAUAGGAACGAUUAUUUCAAGUCGACAAACUAUUGGAGGCUUCCUGAUGAUCACCACAGACCUUAUGGAGUCAAACCCUUACAAAACAACAAUUUUGACUACAAUGAUUUGAACAAAAACCGACCGUGGGAGAGCCAUAGAUACGGAUAUGGUUCAUGGAAGAGGGGACGCUGGAAUAGCUCUGGUUUGAACUGGAAUGAACUGGAUUCUGAAGGUUAUAAGAAGACGCAACAUUAUUACGAGGACCGGAACGAGGAAGCGAGUAAAGACUGCUCAUCCCGCCGCCGACCAGGCAUGUCUCUUGGUACGGGAGCCAUCAGGAGAUCUCUGAUAGCCAGGAACGUGGUGGAGUGUGAGGCGGCCUGUUUCGGCGAGAGGGAGUUCAAGUGUGUCUCCUACAGCUACAGAUAUUCAAGUUCGCGAGGCAUAGACAACUGCUUCCUCAGCGAGAGACCGUACCGAGGUCUGGAGCUAUCUGCUGACAGUGGCUCUGAUGUGUACGCGAUGCCUCAAGACCAUGGCUGCGCGACAAUCAGUCCUAAACCUUGGGUCGAGAGCGAAUGCUUUUGGCACGUGCGUUCUGGCGCGGCCGUCGGUGGGCCGGCAGUGAGGGCCGCCCUCACGGUCGCCGGUCUGGGCGCGUGCGAAGCAGAAUGUAUCAGGGCUCAUGGUUUCUUCUGUCGAGGAUUCAGUUUCAGAUUCGACUCCCCCACAAUCGGCGACGACCUCGAGAAUUGCAUUCUAACAUCUUCCCCUCCCACUUCACUGGAAGUGAACCGUGGUCUACGUCCCAACGCUGGACACGAGCUGUACUCCAGAGGGAACUACGGCAGGGGCUGCGAGCCGGCACUGUAUGAUGAUGCACAGCAUAAGGAGACACAGUGCUACCUCCAAUACGACAACGCUGCGCGACUCAAAACUUCAUCGGUUCGGGGCCAGGCGUUGGCCCGCAGCGAGGAGGCGUGCGGCCAUGCUUGUACAGAAGCACCAUUUAAAUGUCUCAGCUUCUCUUAUAAAAGUAACGCCCCCCCUGGUACAGAUAACUGCUUACUAUCAGAAAUCAGACUGUUCGACCUUCAAAGAGGAGUAGAUUAUGAGCACUCUACCGAUGAUUGGUUGUUCGCUUUUGAUUUGUUCAAUGGAGAAUGUUGGAGGAAGAUCCAUGGAAACUCGGAUUAUGACCAUCCAUCGGACGAGCUACCUAGACCACUACCCCAAGACCGCUAUCCGGUCACCGGAUCCGGAUCUCCAGGGUAUUUACCCACUGCUGGGGAAACACCAUAUGUACCCAGCUCCGGCCCUCCAAGCGGACCCGGGUAUAAACCCAAUUAUCCAACAGGACCGGAACCGCCCAAACAAUACCCUGGACCAAGCCCCUUCAAAACGGAACAUUCCGGUUAUCGGCCCGGAUAUCUGGACACCGGACCCGGAUAUCUACCGGAACCGGCUCCAAAACCGGUUUACAGGCCUACUGCACCUAAUUACCCUGAAACGGGGUAUAAACCCGGGUAUAUACCGGAUGCAAAUAGACCAGAUUAUAAGCCUAGUUAUAGGCCUGAUUACCCAUCUGGACCUACUGGACCUGGAUAUAAACCUACUUACUUCCCAGAACCUCCAACAGGCCCAGAUUAUAAACCAAUAUACACAGACUCCGGUUUCAAACCCGGAUAUCCGCCAUCAGAACCGCCCGGCUAUAAACCCGGUUAUUUACCAGGUAAUAGACCGUAUGAGCCAAAACCGGAUUACGGACCUCCGAAUCAAAUACCACAAAAACCCGGUUAUCCAGCUGACAAAGAAGAAGGUGGACCAAUAACAGUGUCGUGGAGACAUUACACAGUUUCCGGGUUUCCGUGUCGCGCCGGCACCGCGUGCGCGCGCAAUGCCGUCGCCGGACACUGGGCGUGCGAACCUGAGGGGGGAGAAGUCGGAUCAUGGGACUACUGUUGCUCACCGACACACAGAUGUGGAUAUAGUGAAGGAUUCCACAAGCCUUGGUGUUACGUGGGACCAAACGAGGACCAAUGGCGUCCGUGCAGCGAUAAAUACUAUCCCUACCACCAACACAACGCGCCGCAUCCGGUGCAGGCGCAACGACCUAAAGUAAACCCACCCCCAUAUCCGGAUCGUUGGGAUCGUCCGUACGAUACUCGCGAUACUCGGCCACCCGGACCUUACUUGUCUGAAAACGACCGCAGAUACUGGGACGAGCUGUACAAAAAUGGACCUCAGGCGUAUUACGAUAAGUUUGGGAAUCCUUUGCCAGGCUACACCCGCGUGCCCCCAGCCGGCCGCCCCGGCCCCGCGCGCCCGCCCUCGGCCCAGUGGCUCCCCCUCAACGGACAGGACUUCGACCCACAAGUACCUGGGGGAUUGGGGGCACCCAGGUACUGGCCAGUAGCGUACCUCCACAAAGGCCCUCCACCAAACAUGACAUACUUCCGGUACAAUGAAACUCAGUCAACAACCACCGAAAGAUACAACCCUAGACCAGAAAAUAAUCAGAAAAACCCUCCUAGAGACAUCCCACCAUCACAACCCCCACUAGUUAUUAGAACAACUGAAAAACCUGAAUUAAAACUUGAGAGUAGAAGUCAAAGAGACGAGAGAACCAAAGAUUUUGAUGACAAACCAAAAACUGAUAUAUUCCAAUUGAAUACAGACAAAGUGACGUCUACUACUCCUAAAGUUGAAAUCAAACCAGUUGAUCCCAAACCAGAUGUUACAGAAGACACAAAAACUAAUAACACAGUUGUAGAAAUAGUCAAAACUGAUACGAAAGUAGAAAAAGAGAAGGAAAACAUCAAAGGAAUUGACGAUAAAAUUGAUGACUUUUCUGCCAUUGAAGUAUUGAACAUUGAAGAUGUUAAAGGCGAUAAAAAAUCAGAUUUAAAGACUUUAGAAGCCGAAGAGAGACAGAUAGAAGCAAUAGGUAGAUUGCUAGCAUCGCGUCGCGGUUCAAAACUUAUAUUAGAAAAGCGAUCUCAAAAAGAUCUAGAAGCCAAAAGCAUUGCCGUAGACAAAGACACAGUAGAUUUCAAUUUCGGUAAUAAAUUUCCUACAACUGGUGAAAGGAGGGGUAUAAUACAAAAAGUCACUAAAGACGAGAUAGAAAGAGAGAAAGGUAUAGAUAAAAGUUUAGAAGUGAGUGAGACAACGUUCGUUAGACCACCAAGAGUUUUGAGUACAACAGAAAAUAUAAGAAAGGCUAUAGUUAAUGGGAAAGUGUUUUACGAUGCAACAAUUAGGGAACAAAGAGAUAUUUUUGCUAAUACCACAAGAAAACCUAAAACAUUUAGACAUUUAGACGACAUAAGAGCUCCUUCAGUGAUAACUAAUAGUACCUUUGGUAAAAAGAAAAUUAUAAAAGCGAGAAAUGUGAACCCGGUCAGGAGAGUAAGAAGGGUAUAUAGGAAAAGGUAUAAUCCAGAUGAAGUGAGAAGGAGAUUGUUAGAAAGGGAGAGAACUAAACCGGAUAUCGAAACUGCCAGAAAAAUAUAACUUUAAAAAAUGUAAUAUUAAAUGCUAUUAUUUAUAUGCUGUGAUUUCAAUUUAUAUGAAUGUUAUUGACAUAGAAAAUUAGUUUUAAUAAAGUCGCUUUGGGUAUACAUUUUUUUACGUACAUAUUUGUUUAUUUUAUUUUUUGGAUGACUAUCUCACAUCUCAUAAUUAUUAUAUUUUAGUUUUACAUACAGUCUUUCUAUACAGAACUGUAAACGUUGUAACGAACCACAUUUUUGUGAUUGCAAAACCCUCUUAUUUAUUUUUAUCUAUGGCAAUACCGAAUGGUCUGAUUGGUUGGUAAACGCCCAGUGUUGCCAGCCAAAAGGACACAGCGCCUCAUUUAUUAUUUCUCUAUAGAUUGAUUGUAGCUUGAUCACAGAAUUUGUAAUAAUAAUGCAACAGAAGUGUUAUUUGAUAUAUUUUAUAGCAAAUAUCUAGAGCUUACAAAAUAUUAACUCAUACGCAAUUGAAAAUUUAGAAUUGAGUGUAAUGAUUCGAUUGAGUUAUAAUGUAAUUCAGGGUACUGUGGCAAAAGAUCUUAGGCCAUAAAGUGGGCAACGCGCGUGUGACACCCUGGUAUUGCAGGCUGUGGUGACCACUUAACAUCAGAUGGGACGCAUGCCAGCUUUCCUGCUUAGUAGUUUAAAAAAUACCUACACUUCUUGUGUUAUUUAAUACAAUUUCUGUGUCUUAUAAUUCGAUUUUAAAGGUAUUUGGUGCAACAUACAAUUGUCAGUUGGACCCAAAAAUUGAUUUUUGGGUUGAAUUGACGAUAAGCUUCUAUUAAUUUAAGAUUAGGGUCAGUAAUAAUUGUAACUUAGAUUUAUGUGUGAAAGUAUUAA